UGUCGUCGCUGUCGUUAUCGGACCAGUGGUCUGGCUCCAUGACCCGCUUGAACGGGUCUGCAAAGGGCUCCGGACUGGACUUGACACAAUUGUCGUCAGGAAUCGCUCCGCUCACGUCGAGAAGAUCGAAUACGCAGCUCUCGAGAGGCGGUUCCAUCCGCCAUAAGAGAACGGUGAUCGAUCACGAGCGUAUCGCGUCCUAUGCAUUUGCUUUCGACAUUGACGGUGUCAUUGUCAGGGGACCGGAGACGAUUCCGGAAGCCAAGGAGGCCCUCAAGCUCCUCAACGGUGCAAACAAGUACCACAUCAAGGUGCCCUACAUCUUUGUGACGAAUGGUGGUGGAAGAUCAGAGUCUGCCCGUUGUAAGGAGCUCUCUGAUCGCCUGGGAAUCACUGUCACGGAGGAUCAAGUGAUCCAAGGCCACACGCCAAUGAAGGACCUGGUUGACGUUUACGACACUGUUCUCGUUGUGGGCGGUGUUGGCGACGCGUGUCGUAAAGUGGCUGAGGGAUACGGCUUCAAACAGGUUGUGACUCCGCUGGAUAUCAUGAAGUGGAAUCCUUCAGUGACACCAUACCACACAUUGACGGAAGAAGAGCUCAAAGUAGCCAAGGAUUACGACUUCUCCAAGAUCAAGAUCGACGCCAUUCUCGUGUUUGCUGACUCUAGAAACUGGGCAGCUGAUCAACAGAUCAUCUUGGAGUUGUUACUGUCCAAGAACGGUGUCAUGGGUACCGUUUCUGAAACCUAUGACGAAGGUCCAGGAAUCUACUUUGCACACUCUGAUUUCGUCUGGGCAACUGAUUAUGGACUGUCCAGAUACGGUAUGGGUGCAUUGCAAGUUUCUAUUGCUGCGCUCUAUAGAGAACAUACCGGCCAGGAGCUUCAGGUGACUAGAUUCGGUAAACCUCAACGUGGUACUUUUAGAUAUGCAAACAAAGUGCUCACACACUGGAGAAAGGAUGUAUUAGAGGAGCACGUUGAGAAAACCAGUGUAUCACCAAAACCUGUCUUCUCAGACUCAGAGAGUGACGAUGAGACAAGCGAUGACGAGCCAUUGACUGUGCAGAAACUCUCACAACUGACUCUGGACUUACCUCCAGCUUCCACAGUGUACUUUGUUGGUGAUACCCCAGAAUCAGAUAUCAGAUUCGCCAACUCCCAUGACACAUCCUGGUAUUCGAUUCUCGUCAAAACUGGUGUUUACCAAGAUGGUACAGAGCCUCGUUAUAAACCAAAGCACACGUGUGAAAACGUGUUGGAGGCUGUAAAGUUUGCCAUUGAGAGAGAACACCAGAAGGAGUUGAGUGAAUGGAAUGACGGUGCUAUCGAUGUGCCAGUUGUUCUUGAUGAGACUGAAGUGGUGACGACUGGCACUAAAGAUGUGCUAUCGAAUGAACAGCUGAUUGCAAAUGCUAAGACGGCCUAAACGAAU
Williopsis jadinii is the source of this 1436-nucleotide messenger RNA. Its product is annotated as HAD-superfamily hydrolase. The coding region runs from base 39 to 1430 and encodes 463 amino acids. Gene Ontology annotation, cellular component: mitochondrion. The record is from RefSeq and is a predicted model, not a curated record. Lineage: Eukaryota; Fungi; Ascomycota; Saccharomycetes; Phaffomycetales; Wickerhamomycetaceae. Gene Ontology annotation, biological process: glycerophospholipid biosynthetic process. The transcript has a single exon.